GAGAGAGGUGGGAACCUUGAGAGACCUUUCAGCAGAGAAGACCAUGCGACUUAGCUCUUUGUAGGAUCACUCUGGCUGCUGCAUGGGGAAGACUGGCAGGGUGAGGGUGGUAACCACCCAGGCUGAGAGGCCUCUGUCCUGGCCCUCCUCCAGCAGUGCUCCUUUGCAAGCCCUGGGAAAGUCCUGCCCAGAGCCCGUGCACAGCCCCACUUGUAGAUCACACUUGGGAUAACAGGGACUCUGGAAUUACCUCCCAAGUGGCCCAUCUUCUCCUGGGCUUGUCCUUUGCAGGGCAAACCUCAGUGCCCUACCGAUGUGCAUCCAUAGUCCUGAAGGGUGUCCAAGGGCAGCCGUUUGCAAGGUAUGCAUGGAGCUUGGGUGUCCGUAUGCACCCAAAAGACACACUCUAUCUCACAGUGUGCGACAGACCUGGUAGGCAAAGAAAAGGUGUGGGUCAAGGAGUAAGGGCCAGCUCUUCCUAUGUUGCCUUGCUCUUGUGUGGAAGUCUGAAGAGUCCAGGUCAUUAGGAGGAAAUAUUUGUCAGAGUGAGAAUGGAACGUGCUUUAUUUAUUUAUUGUAGAAAAAGUCAACAAAGUCAUCAUUCGUGUUCUAGGUUUCUUUGGGAUUAAAGCAGGUGGCCGCAGGGCCAAUCCAAAGACCUGCAGUCAGUCGCAGGGAAAGUAGUAGUAAUGGUAAUGGAGGUCAGAAGAGAAGAGGUCUUACCGGGCUCUGCCCUCACAGACAUCUGCACAUCCAAGGCCCAUUCGAGGAACCGGAACGGAAAUCCUGCCGAGGACUGGGGAGAACAAUCAUUUUUCCAGGGAGGAGAUUUUAAACCACAGUCAUUCCCCAACAUGGAAACCCCUAGUGGAGGAAGAGGCUGUGGGGACUGUGAAAUUGCGAGAAGCACCAGGAUGCCUUCCAGCUCCAUCAAACAAGACAGUGUUGCCAUGGAAGAGAAAGCCCCUGUGUUAGUUCCACGUGGAGGAAGCUUUGAGCAAGCCCUGGAGCCAGCCGAGUUGCAGGCAGCCUGUGUGAGCGGGAAACCCUGCAGAUGCAGCGUGUGCGGGAAGAGCUUCAAGCAGCGCUCGGCCCUCACUGUGCACGAGAGGACUCACACCGGAGAGAAGCCGUACCUGUGCGGCGCAUGUGGAAAAGUCUUCCGGUGCAGGUCCAACCUUAUCGAGCACCAGAGGAUCCACACUGGCGUGAAACCCUACAAAUGCAGCGAGUGUGGGAAGGUCUUCAUUCAGAACUCCACUCUCACGCUGCACCAGAGGACGCACACCGGCGAGAAGCCUUACAAGUGCAGGGAGUGCGGCAAGGCCUUCCGGGGAAGCUCGGACCUGCGGAAACACGAGCGCAUUCACACUGGCGAGAAGCCCUACCAGUGUCAGGAGUGUGGGAAAGCCUUCCGGUGGAGCUCGCCCCUGAUCCGCCACCAGAGGAUGCACAGCGGCGAGAAGCCGUACCAGUGCAUCGAGUGCGGCAAGGCCUUUGGGCAGAGCUCCACCCUCAUUGAGCACCAUAAGAUCCACACAGGUGAGAAGCCCUAUGAAUGCCUGAACUGCGGCAAGGCGUUCAAGGGCAGCUCGGACCUCAGCCAGCACCAGCGCAUCCACACGGGCGAGAGGCCCUACGCGUGUGGCGAGUGUGGACGCACCUUCAUGUGGAAGACGGCACUCGUCACCCACCAGAGGACGCACAGUGGGGAGAGGCCCUACGUGUGCGGCCAGUGCGGCAAGGCCUUCGUGCAGAGCUCGCAGCUCAACCAACACCAGCGGAGCCACACGGGUGAGAAGCCCUACGAGUGCCCGGCGUGCGGGAAGGCCUUCAGUGUGAGCGCGUACCUCGUGGAGCACCAGCGGAUCCACACGGGCGAGAAGCCCUACUCCUGCCUGGAAUGCGGCAAGGCCUUCAUUCAGCGCUCACACCUCGCCCAGCACCAACGGAUCCACACGGGAGAGAAGCCCUACACCUGUGGCAAGUGUGGCAAGGCCUUCCGAUACAGCUCCUACCUGCUCCAGCACCAGAAGCUCCACACCAGGGAAUAGCUCUGACGGCCCUCUGCUAGCAAUGCC
Messenger RNA from Trichechus manatus latirostris (Florida manatee), 2081 nucleotides. Its product is annotated as zinc finger protein 501-like. Gene Ontology annotation, biological process: regulation of transcription by RNA polymerase II. Lineage: Eukaryota; Metazoa; Chordata; Mammalia; Sirenia; Trichechidae. The transcript is spliced from 2 exons. The coding region runs from base 690 to 2054 and encodes 454 amino acids. The record is from RefSeq and is a predicted model, not a curated record. Gene Ontology annotation, molecular function: DNA-binding transcription factor activity; RNA polymerase II cis-regulatory region sequence-specific DNA binding.